Messenger RNA from Castor canadensis (American beaver), 1075 nucleotides. The record is from RefSeq and is a predicted model, not a curated record. NCBI's taxonomy places the organism in Eukaryota, Metazoa, Chordata, Mammalia, Rodentia, Castoridae.
CGGGUCCCCGAAGCUGGCAGAAAUUGUCAGCAAGUUCUUGCAGCACUUCACGCUUGAGAGAUGUUAUGAUGUUGCUGUCUGCUGACAUGCCAAGAGGGUGAGACUAGGCAGACAAGCCCCAGAGAAAAAGGUGGGGACUAGAGUUAGCUUUACUUUUCUCUCUCAUCACUUCUUAUUGGUCCCUUGAUAGCAUGACUCCCUGGAACUCUGGGUGUAUAUGACUUCUUCAUGAUUCUUUAUUGAAUUCAAGGAAGCAAAAUGAGAUAUUCCUGUUUCCCCUGCUCCUUGAAGUGGGUGCCCCAAACCUAGGCUUACUCCUUCAUGUUACAAUUGAAGUGUAAGGAUCAAAGUGUUAAUGACUCUUCUUGUCUUUUAUAGUUUUUCUUCAGUUUUGUUCCUUUCUGCAUGAUAGGGAAGUUCUUUCGUUCCCAACAGAGUUCAGAGGAUUUUGGUUCUUCAGGAGACAACGGGAAACAAGCUCAAACAGGGAUUAAGAGGAAAUUGUGUUGUAUUCCUGUCUGAUUCCUCACUGUGUGGUAGGAUGAAUGUGGGGGUGGCACACAGUGAAGUAAACCCCAACACUCGAGUGAUGAAUAGUCGGGGCAUCUGGCUAGCCUACAUCAUCUUGGUAGGACUGCUGCAUGUGGUUCUACUCAGCAUCCCCUUCUUUAGCAUUCCUGUUGUCUGGACCCUGACCAACGUCAUCCAUAACUUGGCAAUGUAUGUGUUCCUUCAUACAGUAAAAGGGACACCUUUUGAGACCCCUGACCAAGGAAAAGCUCGACUUUUGACACAUUGGGAGCAGAUGGACUAUGGGCUCCAGUUUACCUCUUCCCGCAAGUUCCUCAGCAUCUCUCCUAUCAUACUCUACCUACUGGCCAGCUUCUACACCAAGUAUGAUGCUGCCCAUUUCCUCAUCAACACUGCCUCACUGCUCACUGUACUGCUGCCUAAGUUACCGCAAUUCCAUGGGGUUCGUCUCUUUGGCAUCAACAAAUACUAAGGGAUGGGUUGCAGCUCCACAGGCAUUGAGAAGGCACUGGAACAAAGGCCCAUCACAUUUUUCAUUUCUCCA